This is a messenger RNA of Gymnogyps californianus (California condor), 4169 nucleotides long. RefSeq names its product cell adhesion associated, oncogene regulated (gene CDON). Gene Ontology annotation, biological process: cell-cell adhesion; nervous system development; axon guidance. Gene Ontology annotation, molecular function: protein binding. Gene Ontology annotation, cellular component: axon; plasma membrane. The record is from RefSeq and is a predicted model, not a curated record. Lineage: Eukaryota; Metazoa; Chordata; Aves; Accipitriformes; Cathartidae.
UCUAGAGUGAUUCUUUUAUUAUUAUUGGAGUCUUUUCCUGAUGCUGAUUUUGCCUGUUUUGGUGCUUCAUCUUAGUCUGGAGCUUCGUGCUUUCAACUUCUGUAAUCUGGCGCUAUGCAUCCAGACCCUGGACGCUUACAGGCACUGCUCUUCAUCGCUGCCGCGGGUCUCGUCUCUGCCACGAGUUCAGAUUUAACUCCCCGUUUUAUUUCUGAGCCCUCGUCUGCUGUCCAGAAGUCUGGUGGGCCCGUACAACUCCGCUGCUCUGCCGAGCCCUCCACGGCUCGCCUUUCUUGGCUGUUUAAUGGGGAACCUCUGGACAGCAGGGUGGGAGAAGUGGAAAUCCAGUCAGGAUCUUUGACAAUCGUCUCCCUCAGCCUGUUAACGUCUGGUCGCUAUCAGUGCGUUGCUAACAGCAGCGUGGGUGCUGUUGUGAGCAGGCCUGCAACGGUAUCGAUGGGCAGUUUGGCUAAUUUUGAUACGUCGGUGAAACCUGCUGUUGCAGCAGAGGAAGGAGGUACGGCUUUCAUUGGAUGCAAGGUGCCAGAAAGUAAUCCUAAAGCACAGGUUCGCUUUCAAGUGCGGGGAAAAUGGCUGGAACAAUCAACAGACAACUACCUAAUUCUUCCAUCUGGAAACCUGCAGAUUUUGAAUGUAUCUUUAGAAGACAAAGGAUCCUAUAAAUGUGCAGUGUACAACCCAGUUACUCACGAUCUGAGAAUAGAACUCACUGGACGUAAGCUCAUAGUCACACGCUCUUCCUCAGGUGGCUUCCACAUACUUCAUCCCCUGGCACCCCAGAGCCUGGCGGUGCCCCGGCACAGCUCUCUGAUGCUAGAAUGUGUUGUCAGUGGGUUGCCUCCGGCCUCCGUCCGCUGGGUAAGAGACGGCCGGGACGCGCUGAGGAAAGGCAGGUGGAAACUGCUGCACUCCCAUCUGGUGACGGACAGGCUUGAGGCAUCAGACUCUGGAAAUUACUCCUGCGUGGUGGGAAAUGAAUCUGGAGUAGUGAAAUACGUUAACUAUUCGCUUACUAUACUUGAACCUGCCUCAAUCUCCAAGGGACUGCAAGAUGAAACGGUGGCCGCUGGAGCGACUGCGCAUUUCUGGUGCGAUGUCCGCGGAAGCCCUGCGCCGACCCUCACCUGGCUCCACAACGCGGCUCCCCUCCGCCUCUCUCCACGGCAUCUGCCGGCGGGAAACCGCCUGCGGAUCCGCGGCGUCACCCAAGAGGACUCUGGCUUGUACCAGUGCGUAGCAAACAAUGGGGUCGGAUUUGUGCAGUCCACUGGGAGACUUCGUGUCCAGCUGGGCGAAGGCUCUAGGCCAGUUAUAGUCUCGCCUCCUGCAAGCAUCACUGUGAUAGAUGGUGGGGACAUUACGCUGUCUUGCAAUGACGGCCUGCCCGUUCCCCUGAUCCGUUGGUACGACAGCAGAGGACUUGUGACCGGCCGCCCUUCCCAGGUGCUUCAUUCAAAACCGCAGAAACCUCCUCGAGCAACGCCGGGCAGCGCCGUUGCAGAGCCCACCUACUUCUCCAUCUCUCAAGCGGGCUCGAGCUCCUUGCACAUUAGGAACGUGACUCCCGAGCGUGCCGGGGAGUACACGUGCGAAGCCAUCAACGAGCACGGCUCCGUGGUGUCGAGAGCCUUCCUUACAGUUGCUCCUUUAGCAACUGGCACGAAAGCAGCAGAAAUGGCUCCCGUGGAGAUUGCCCAGAGCGAUGAAAGCGACGGUGACUUUGGCGCAGGAGCGGCGUUCUCAAGCUCGCCUCCGACAAAAUUGCGCUCGGAUGCAGCUGCGACGGAAAAAGCCCCGAAUGCCGCCGCUCCCCCCGAAGCCCCCAUCAUCCUCAGCCCCCCGCAGACGCUGAAACCAGACAUGUACAACCUGGUGUGGCGUUCGGGGAGGGACGGGGGCUUGCCCAUCAACGCCUAUUUUGUGAAAUACCGCAAGCUGGACGACAGCGUCAGCGCAGUGGGAAGCUGGCACACGGUGCGUGUCCCUGGCAGUGAGAACGAGCUGCGGCUCACCGAGCUGGAGCCUUCCAGCCUGUAUGAAGUUUUAAUGGUGGCGAGGAGUGCUGCUGGUGAAGGCCAGCCUGCUAUGCUGACAUUUCGCACCAGCAAAGAAAGAACAUCAUCCUCGAAAAACACUCAGGCUCCAUCUCCACCAGUAGGCAUUCCUAAACACCCCAUUGUUCAUGAAGGGACAAGUAAUUUCGGUGUCGUCCUUCCAGACCUGUCGCGACACAGUGGAGUUCCAGAAGCUCCCGACCGACCCACGAUCUCCACAGCAUCAGAGUCAUCCGUCUACGUCACGUGGAUACCACGAGCGAACGGUGGCUCCCCCAUUACUGCCUUUAAAGUGGAGUAUAAACGCCUGGGUCGAAACAGUGACUGGCUAAUUGCAGCUGAUAACAUUUCUCCUUCCAAGCUGUCUGUGGAAGUUCGUAACUUGGAGCCAGGAGAAAUGUAUAGGUUCCGUGUGAUUGCUGUGAACAAUUAUGGGGAGAGCCCACGCAGCGCAGCAUCUCGCCCUUACCAAGUAGCCGGAUUUACCAGUCGGUUUUCCAACCGCCCUAUCACAGGACCUCACAUAGCUUACACCGAAGCCAUCAGUGACACUCAGAUCAUGUUAAAAUGGACGUAUAUUACAUCAAGCAACAACAACACUCCCAUCCAAGGUUUUUAUAUCUAUUAUCGGCCUACGGACAGUGACAAUGACAGUGACUACAAGAGGGAUAUCGUGGAAGGUACGAAGCAAUGGCACUUGAUAAAUCACCUGCAGCCAGAAACAUCUUACGACAUUAAAAUGCAGUGCUAUAACGAAGGUGGUGAAAGCGAGUACAGCAACGUGAUGAUCUGCGAAACCAAAGUGAAACGCACGCCGGGAGCAUCCGAAUAUCCAGUGAAAGACCUGAGCACGCCACCGAAUCCCCCUGACCGGGUUGGGGGAAGCGGAGCUGGGCCUUCAAACGGCCCCGUUCGGAGCAGUGACAUGCUGUACUUGAUCGUGGGCUGCGUCCUUGGGGUGAUGGUCCUUAUCCUCAUCGUUUUCAUUGCCAUGUGCCUGUGGAAGAACCGCCAGCAAAACGCCAUGCAGAAAUAUGACCCCCCUGGCUAUCUCUGUCAAGGGGCGGAUAUCAACGGGCAAAUGAUUGAGUACACGACCUUACCCGGCACAAGCCGAGUCAACGGCAGCAUCCACGGCAACUUCAUAAGCAACGGCGGCCUCAGCAACGGCUGUCCCCAUGUCCAUCAUAAAGUUGCUAAUGGAGUUAAUGGGAUCAUGAAUGGAGGAGCUGGACUGUACCCAGGGCACACCAACUCCCUGUCCAGGACGCACAUGGACUAUGAACAUCCCCAUCAUCUUGUGAACGGCGGUGGGAUGUACACAGCAGUGCCGCAGGCCGAGCCCUCGGAGUGCAUCAGUUGCCGAAAUUGUCGGAACAAUAACAGAUGUUUCACCAAAACCAACGGCACGUUCAGCGGCGGCGGCGCGCUACCCGUCGUGCCCAUCGUAGCACCUUAUCAGCAGGACGGUUUGGAGAUGAAACCGCUGAAUCGCCACGUCAUGGUGGCCAUGUGCUUGGCCUCCGCCGUCCCGGAGUGCGGCACCCGGCUGGAGGAGGACGGCAAGGAGAAAGCGGAGCAGCCCUCCGCCCAGCAUCCCUGCUGUCGAGAAGGCAUGAACCGCCUCUCCGUGGAUUACACGGACGGUGACAACUGCGUGCACUUGGAAACGUCGAACCACCUUUUGAGCUGGAGUCCCCUUAUUCUGCAGCCUGUUUCGAAGGACUGUAAGGAAAAACCGGGAUGGAGUUCAUCCAGCCUCACCUUAAACGGUUCUGGGGACCUUCGGCAGCCCCAGCUGCAGGAGACCUGAGGAAGUGACCGUUGUCCCCACUUAACGCCAGUAACUGCACAGCAGAGUCGCUGAAAGGAGUGAUGGAGGGAUGUUAAUUAUAACAGAGAGAGUCACUAUUUAUUUUUUUGUAGUAGUGUCAUAUGAAUGUAUCUUGUUGUUAAAAAUGGUUGCCUUUUUUUAUAUUAUUUAUGCCUUGAAAUUCCUUCCCCUCCCCUUCCCUCCCUCCACGCACCGCAAAACUAGCCUGGUUACGUGUAUAAAAAAAAAAAAAAGAAUUGUAAUAAUAUAAAGAACAACGA